AUGUUUUCUGGAGUCAGACCAGCGGACUCAGAACAGGGUUUUGGACUCAAAGCGGGUUCCAGACUUCCCUCCAUGUCUACCGUGCUGCUGGUCGCCUGGUGCUUGGCGUUGGUCGGCCCGGUCGGUUGCCACAGAAACUUCUCAGCUCUGAUGACAUCGGAGCCGCCGCCUGACUUCCAAGGCUUCUGGCCUCUGGGACCGGAUCGCAUCCAGACCUCAGACGGAGAGCCACAUCUGGAGCAAGAGGCCGGGAUCAAGCCUUGGUCCUCCCCGGAGACAGGAAGAUCCAAACAAGUCAUCAAACACGACGGGAAGCCCCGCUCGCACCCGUCCUCCUCCAACUCCUCGCUGGCGGUGCGCGUGCGCCCGGUGCUGCCCCCCCGCUGCCUGCAGGCCACGUCGAUAAAAACCGCCUUCAAGUACAUCAACACGGUGCUGUCCUGCGUCAUAUUCACCGUGGGGAUCGUUGGCAACGCCACCCUGCUGAGGAUCAUCUGCCAAAAUAAAAGCAUGAGGAACGGACCCAACGCUCUGAUAGCCAGCCUGGCGCUGGGAGACCUGAUCUACGUCGCCAUCGACCUGCCAAUCAACGUCUACAAGGUUGUGCUCUGCCUGUAUCGUGCGGUGGCGUCCUGGUCCCGGGUGCAGGGCAACGGCGUUCCCACGGUAACGGCGAUGGAGAUCGUGGCGAUCUGGCUGCUGUCCCUGACGCUGGCCGUGCCCGAGGCCAUCGGCUUCAACAUGGUCAGCUUCGACUACAGGAACGUCACCAUGACGACAUGCAUGCUGCAGGCCAAGACGCCCUUCAUGACGUUCUACCGCGACGCGAAGGACUGGUGGCUGUUUGGGUUCUACUUCUGCGUCCCGGUGGCGUGCUCCGCCGUGUUCUACGGGCUGAUGACCCGCGAGAUGCUGCGGCACCAGAGAGGAAGUCUGAGGGUCGCACUGAGUGAACACCUGAAACAGUCCUUACCUAGUUUCCUGUUGGUGCUCGACUACUUCAGCAUCAACAUGGCAACCAUCAACUCCUGCAUCAACCCCAUAAUCCUCUACUUCGUCUCCAAGAAGUUCAAGAAGUGCUUCAAGGUGUGGCCCAGUGGGUUUUUUAGGAUGUGCCCGUAG
Etheostoma cragini (Arkansas darter) is the source of this 1122-nucleotide messenger RNA. Its product is annotated as endothelin-1 receptor-like. The transcript has 7 exons. Gene Ontology annotation, molecular function: endothelin receptor activity. The record is from RefSeq and is a predicted model, not a curated record. Bases 1 to 1122 code for a protein of 373 amino acids. Gene Ontology annotation, biological process: G protein-coupled receptor signaling pathway; enteric nervous system development; vasoconstriction. NCBI's taxonomy places the organism in Eukaryota, Metazoa, Chordata, Actinopteri, Perciformes, Percidae. Gene Ontology annotation, cellular component: membrane.